Messenger RNA from Sapajus apella (tufted capuchin), 1464 nucleotides. RefSeq names its product ADP ribosylation factor like GTPase 14 (gene ARL14). The transcript has a single exon. Lineage: Eukaryota; Metazoa; Chordata; Mammalia; Primates; Cebidae. Bases 347 to 925 code for a protein of 192 amino acids. Gene Ontology annotation, molecular function: GTPase activity; GTP binding. The record is from RefSeq and is a predicted model, not a curated record. Gene Ontology annotation, cellular component: cytoplasm. Gene Ontology annotation, biological process: vesicle-mediated transport; intracellular protein transport.
GCCAGACAGGCCUCUCCUAAUCUUACUCAUUCAAAGAAAUUUUCCCCUUUGAGUCACCAUGGCAUUGGCUGGUUACUCCCACCACAGAUCCCUCAGGAUUAGCUGGGACUGCAAAUUAUACUGUUUGCCCAUAAUCAAGUUGAUAAGCUACAACAUAAAUAUAUGCAGGUUCUUGUUCUUAGAAUACAGCAUGAAACAUUUGCUUUCUUUUCUCUUCCUAACAUUUUCACACGAGAUCCAGAAAGGACACAUUGGCCAUUAGAAGAAAGAAAAGAAAAGAAGGAAGGAGAAAAGAAAAAGAAAGAAGGAAAGAAAGAGAAUUUAAGGAGAGGGAAAAAAGGCUAAAAUGGGUUUGCUGAAUUCAAAAAAUCCCCAAACCAAGCAAGCCCAAAUUCUCCUUUUGGGACUUGACUCAGCUGGGAAGUCUACUCUCCUUUAUAAAUUAAAGCUUGCUGAGGAUGUUGCCACCAGUCCUACAAUAGGUUUUAAUGUGGAGAUGCUCGAACUGGAAAGGAGUCUUUCGCUCACAGUCUGGGAUGUUGGAGGACAGGAGAAAAUGAGAACUGUUUGGGGCUGUUACUGUGAGAACACCGAUGGGCUGGUGUAUGUUGUGGACAGUACAGACAAACAGCGACUGGAAGACUCUCGGAGACAAUUUGAGCACAUUUUGAAGAAUGAACACAUUAAAAAUGCGCCUGUUGUUCUAUUAGCCAACAAACAAGACGUGCCUGGAGCUCUGACUGCGGAGGACAUCACCAGAAUGUUCAACGUGAAGAAGCUCUGCAGUGACCGGAACUGGUAUGUGCAACCCUGCUGUGCCAUCACAGGGGACGGGCUGGCCCAGGGGUUCAGGAAAUUAAUUGAAUUUGUGAAAAGCCACAUGAAAUCAAAAGGAGACACUUUGGCAUUCUUCAAGCAGAACUGAGGCUUUGAAAUGUCCAACUCUCAACAGAGACACUGAUGAAGUUGAAAGGGUAAUUGUUUUUCCAUGCCUAGAGAGGAAAGCAAAUUAUUCAGUUGACCAACUUUUCCUGAGAUGUUAUUUCACCUAAAUUUAGUUAAAAAACUUGGAAUAAUAUCUAGAAAAUAUUUAUUUUCAGCCAAGAACUUUAGCAAACUGUGGUAAUGAUAACUAGGAAAAUAUAUAAUGUUCCACAAAUUUUUAUCAUGUUGGAUGGCUUUGAAUAUAGUAGUUACCUUUGGGAUCAAAUAAAUUAUUGCAUUAUCAAUUUUAUAUGACUACUAGAACAAAGUUUUAGUAAGCUGUCUGCUAAUAGACUCAGAAUUCUUCUGGAUUGUUUCCAGCUGUAAUAGGUAUUGCAUUUCCACCAUGCUCCUAUGUUAUUACACAGGAGGGUGGUAUAGCUGGGUGGUGUAAAAAAUGAACAAUAUGGAGAGGAAAAAGUCUGAUGUUAGCAUCUUGCAAAUUCUUAUUCCCUAAAUAAACCUUUCUUAUUCCCUAAA